AUGGCUAGUAAAUAUGAAGGAUCGAAAACUGUGAGUGAAGACGAGAACACUACAUCCAAAGAUAUGACGCUUGCCGACAAAUUAAUUAAUAUACCACUGUCAAUACCUUCUGGUGAUCAUAAACUUCAACAUCAGUAUUGGUUUUGGUUUAGUCGAAGAUUUCCUGGUAAACCAGGAAACACCCCAAGUUAUGAUCAAAACCUAAAAUAUCUAGCAAGGUUUGGUUCAGUUGAACAAUUUUGGACAAUUUAUAGCCAUAUGGUAAGGCCGUGUGCCUUGCAAUCACACAGUGAAUUCCAUUUAUUUAAAGUCGGAAUCAAACCAAUGUGGGAGGAUGAAUCAAAUGCCCGGGGAGGAAAAUGGGUUUUACGAAUACGUAAAGGCCUAGCCUCCAGGUGCUGGGAGAAUCUUAUUUUAGCAAUGUUAGGCGAACAGUUUAUGGUGGGUGAUGAGAUAUGCGGAGCUGUUGUUUCUUUGAGAUUUCAAGAAGAUAUAAUAUCAAUUUGGAACAAGACUUCAUAUGACCAAGGGGCUACUAACAGAAUAAGAGAUACACUACGCAGAGUAUUAAAUUUGCCACCCAAUACAAUUCUAGAAUAUAAAACACAUAAUGAAAGUAUCAAAUCGGUAUCUAGUGUUUAUAAGAUGUAA
Molecule: messenger RNA, 651 nt
Organism: Macrosiphum euphorbiae (potato aphid)
Lineage: Eukaryota; Metazoa; Arthropoda; Insecta; Hemiptera; Aphididae
Source: the annotation of a GenBank genome assembly